AUGGCCUCAGCUUCGAAAAAAACGUCGCCUUCUUGUUGCUUCCGCUCGGAUUCGGCUCCCAUUCCACGCGAGGCGGCGCCGGCUCCGAACGCCGUCGUUUCGGCCUCCGUGGUUCAAGAUUGGACCGCCAUCGCGGGUUCCGAAGAUCGGCGAGAUGAUCAGCGACCCAAAAAGAUCGCGAUGGCGUCCUUGAUUACCGAACCGUCCGCCAAUGCAUCCACCACUGGCAUCCCGAUCAUGCUUAGGCCUCAAACAAGGCAUCCACUGGACCCUUUAUCUGCUGCCGAAAUCUCUGUGGCAGUGGCAACCGUCAGGGCUGCUGGAGCCACACCUGAGGUUAGAGAUAGUAUGCGUUUUGUUGAAGUUGUUCUACUGGAACCAGAUAAACAUGUCGUAGGUUUAGCAGAUGCGUACUUCUUCCCCCCUUUCCAACCAUCAUUGCUUCCCAGAACCAAAGGUGGACCUAUAAUCCCGACUAAGCUUCCCCCAAGGCGAGCUAGGCUUGUUGUGUACAACAAAAAGUCUAAUGAGACAAGCACAUGGGUUGUUGAGCUGUCAGAAGUGCAUGCAGCCACUCGAGGUGGACAUCACAGAGGAAAAGUAAUAUCCUCACAAGUUGUUCCAGAUGUUCAGCCUCCCAUGGAUGCUGUGGAGUAUGCUGAAUGUGAAGCUGUUGUGAAAGACUUUCCUCCAUUUAGAGAGGCUAUGAAGAAGAGGGGUAUUGAAGAUAUGGACCUUGUGAUGGUUGAUGCCUGGUGCGUUGGUUACCAUAGUGAUGCUGAUGCUCCUAGUCAAAGACUUGCUAAACCACUUAUAUUCUGUAGAACUGAGAGUGACUGCCCAAUGGAAAAUGGUUAUGCACGCCCAGUUGAGGGCAUCUAUGUACUUGUUGAUAUGCAAAACAUGGUGGUGGUAGAGUUUGAAGACCGUAAGCUUGUUCCUCUACCUCCAGCUGAUCCAUUGAGGAACUAUACUCCUGGUGAAACAAGAGGUGGUGUUGAUAGAAGUGAUGUGAAACCUUUACAAAUUCUUCAGCCUGAAGGUCCAAGCUUUCGUGUUAAUGGGUACUUUGUGGAGUGGCAGAAGUGGAAUUUUCGUAUCGGAUUCACUCCUAGGGAGGGACUGGUUAUAUAUUCGGUGGCAUAUGUUGAUGGCAGUAGAGGACGAAGGCCUGUAGCCCAUAGGUUGAGUUUUGUGGAAAUGGUGGUGCCAUAUGGCGAUCCAAAUGACCCGCAUUACAGAAAAAAUGCUUUUGAUGCUGGGGAAGAUGGCCUGGGUAAAAACGCACAUUCUCUCAAGAAGGGGUGCGACUGUUUGGGGUAUAUCAAAUACUUUGAUGCACAUUUUACAAAUUUCACCGGAGGUAUUGAAACUAUUGAAAAUUGUGUAUGCUUGCACGAAGAAGAUCAUGGAAUUCUGUGGAAGCAUCAGGACUGGAGAACAGGCUUAGCAGAAGUGCGCAGGUCAAGGCGGCUAACAGUGUCAUUUAUAUGUACUGUGGCUAAUUAUGAGUAUGGAUUCUUCUGGCACUUUUAUCAGGACGGGAAGAUUGAAGCUGAAGUUAAACUUACAGGAAUACUCAGUUUAGGAGCAUUGCAACCUGGAGAAGUUCGAAAAUAUGGUACUGUUAUUGCACCAGGGUUAUAUGCACCUGUUCAUCAACAUUUUUUUGUUGCUCGUAUGGAUAUGGCUGUUGAUUGCAAACCUGGGGAAACUUACAAUCAGGUUGUGGAGCUGGACGUAAAGGUUGAGAAACCUGGGGAUAACAAUGUCCACAGCAAUGCAUUUUAUGCUGAAGAGACACUUCUCAGGACUGAAUUGCAAGCAAUGCGUGACUGUAAUCCUUUGACUGCUCGCCAUUGGAUUGUAAGGAACACGCGAACUGUUAACAGGACUGGACAGUUAACAGGCUACAAGCUCGUACCUGGUUCAAACUGUUUGCCAUUAGCCGGUUCUGAGGCCAAGUUUUUGCGAAGAGCAGCAUUCUUGAAACAUAACCUUUGGGUUACACCAUAUGCCCAAGAUGAGAUGUUUCCUGGAGGAGAGUUUCCAAACCAAAAUCCACGUGUUGGUGAAGGAUUGGCCACAUGGGUUAAGAAGAACCGAUCUCUGGAAGAAACUGAUAUUGUUCUUUGGUAUGUUUUUGGAAUAACACAUGUACCACGAUUGGAAGACUGGCCUGUCAUGCCGGUGGAGCGCAUUGGGUUUAUGCUCAUGCCCCAUGGAUUCUUCAACUGCUCUCCAGCGGUGGAUGUUCCCCCUAGUGCAUGUGAAUUGGAGGCCAAAGACAAUGAUGUAAAAGACAAUGGGGUAGCCAAGUCAAUUCCGAAUAGCUUGCUAGCAGCAAAGCUUUGA
This is a messenger RNA of Prunus armeniaca (apricot), 2355 nucleotides long. Lineage: Eukaryota; Viridiplantae; Streptophyta; Magnoliopsida; Rosales; Rosaceae. The record is from the annotation of a GenBank genome assembly.